AUGAAGCUUCUCGUGACCGGUGCAAGCGGUUAUGUUGGCACGGAGAUUAUACGCCAAAGCCUUCAACUACCUCAGGUCACCAGUGUUGUUGCUGUUGCUCGCAAGCCUGUGUCCGUUCCGAGUGGGGCUGACCCAGCCCGACUCAAGAGUAUCGUUGUGAAGGACUAUGGAGAUUAUCCAGCGAGUGUAAGAGAUGAGUUUAAGGAUGCAGCGGCAUGUAUCUGGACUGUUGAAACUACGGUCAAAUCUUCCGUUAAGAAGUCAUUCCGCUUUGUCUAUAUGAGUGGCGCCGAUGCAGGGAGAGAUCAGACUAAGACCCCGCCACUUCUACCUGAAUACUUCCUGAUGCGAGGUGAGGUUGAGAACCUAGUCUUUGGAUUUGAAGAAAAGCACCCAGAUCUAGUUGAAGCAGGUGUCGCGAGACCUGGCUUGAUCAUUAAUGACUCUACCGACGUGAAAGAAGUUAUGGCUCGUCUAGGUAAGGAGGUCACAACCAUCAAGCUGGAAUCAGUUGCAGCAGCUCUCCUUCAGCAAGCUCUUCAUGGGACUGAGAAGAAAACUCUUUGGUCCGAUGAUUUGAAGCGCCUUGCAGGAUCUCAGUAG
Molecule: messenger RNA, 603 nt
Organism: Fusarium oxysporum Fo47
Lineage: Eukaryota; Fungi; Ascomycota; Sordariomycetes; Hypocreales; Nectriaceae
Exons: 4
Coding region: 1-603 (200 amino acids)
Source: RefSeq, a predicted model, not a curated record